CUGGGUACCCAAAGCUUCAAGUUCCAUCCUCCCCAACAUUCCAGUCUCCUUAGUAACACUUUGCUCUACACACUGUCUUGACCUCUCCCUUCCUUCACUCCAUCCGGAUGCAUCUUCCAGGUAGGCACAGUUUUAUUUUGUUUGGUUGUUAAAGCACUUAAAACAUUGAAAUGCUAUUAAUGGAUUUUAACUUCCAGCUAGUGAAGCUAUCACUUGGCUUUAAUGGGUUAAAAGGGAAUUGUGGUGAGUAUCCGACACUGGGGGAUCAGUGGUUUCUAAAUUUUGAUAGAUGAAAUAACUUAAAAGCUUGCAUUGGCUGCCCAUAUGUUACCGGGCCAGGUUCGAAGUUCUUAUAUUAAUUUACAAGGCCUCUUUCUCCUCUAUAGCUUCAUAUCUCAUCUUUUCUUCUUCAGCCACCAACACACCAACAAACUCUCCCAAAGCUUCUCAUCUCCAUUGUGACAACUGUCUCAAACUCUGCACACUCACUCCCUCAAACCCCUUCCUAAAACAUGGAGAGGCAUGUUUUAAAGCAUUGAACAGAAAGUAUCAUAAUACCUUGCAUGGAUUUUAGCUUCCAGCUGGUGGAGCUAUUGCUUUGCUUAACUCUGCCAUAAGGAAUGUUAAGGAGCGAAAUUUCUGGUGCAAGUAUCCAGCAACAAUACAGUGGUACCUCCGGUUGCGGACAGGAUCUGUUCUGAAAGUCCGGUCGGAUCCUGAGGUUUCCGUAACCUGAGGACCGCUUCUGCACAUGCGCGCAUGGCGAAACCUGGUCCGAUACCUCCGGGUUUGCCACUUUCGUAACGUGAAGUUUAUGUAACCAGAGGGUUAUGUAACCGGAGGUACUACUGUAGUUGAGAAACAGCAGGGGGAAUAUCCAGGUACAUAGCCUCAAGCUCCUUAGAGGAAGGGGGGAACGCAAAUGGGGAGGUUAUUGGAACCCUGUGAGGGCAGUCAUAUCCUCAGACAUUUUGGCACCUGAGGCGGAUCAGAAAUUAGGGCUGGAUCUAGACACAUCAAAGAGGUGUUUCAGUUAAGUGCACUGUAAACUUUGUAUGAGAAACCGAGGUUGGCGAAAACGGGACGCCACAGCGCCAUCUGGUGUCACAGUGGUAGAAUGCAUAAACAACACAUAUAAAGUGCUUUUUCUUUGCCACUGUAGCUGAGUCCCAGGACCUCUCUGGGAAUUGUAGUUUGUUAAGGGGGCUUAAGAGAACAAUCAGUCACCCCGCUACCCCAUUUCAUUUAGCGAACCUUGAAAAAAGUGCUAUUGGGAUAAAAGAGUUGGAGAUAACAUCCCCCUCUACAACCUAUUUUCAGCCAUCUAAUUCAGAAUACUUUUCUUCUGCACUAUACUGUUAUAGGAAUUCUAAGGUCAUUAUAUAUAUAGUGGUACCUCGGGUUAAGAACUUAAUUCGUUCCGGAGGUCUGUUCUUAACCUGAAACUGUUUUUAACCUGAAGCACCACUUUAGCUAAUGGGGCCUCCUGUUGCCGCCGCACUGCCGGAGCACGAUUUCUGUUCUCAUCCUGAAGCAAAGUUCUUAACCUGAGGUACUAUUUCUGGGUUAGUGGAGUCUGAAACCUGAAGCAUCUGUAACCUGAAGCGUAUGUAACCCGAGGUACAACUGUAUUCAUAAAUGUACAAGGCAAACCCAUACAUAAGUAUAUAAACCAUGUGUCUGAAAUAGUACAAGAGAACAAUCCUGAAACUGUUUUGACUCUCCCAAAUGGACCUCAAAUAUUUCUCUACAAGGAGGAAGGAAAUAGGUAAAGCUUUCCAAUCAUCUUUGGACUGUAGGGGCUCACACCUCCCUGUAAAUACAGUCUGGCAAGUAUCUGUUAAGCUGGGCACACUGUCAAUAUGCCUAAGAGAUUCAGGAACUAAGUAUUUACCAUCUCAAAGGAAUGGCCAGGCCACCCAGAAAAGGCAAUCAGAUAAGGCAUUAUCAGGUAUCCUGGCAGACAGGAGAGAAGCAACAUACUCAAAUUUCUGCUGGGGACCACCUCUUUCUGUGAUGUAUGUAUGGUGUUUUUUUGGGAGUGGUCUUGAGCUUACAGGGUAGGCAAUUCCAAAAGUCUAUAUAAGUGCUUGCACACCAAAGUUCUGGGUUUCUCUCCUCCCUGCCUGCCUGGGGCGAGUGGGGGACCCUGUUGCAACAGGCUUACUAGCUGCUUUGCUUCUCAAUAUUCUCUAGUUGGCCUCUGUUAUUUUCCCCUACUGAUAGAGAACCUACAUAAGGACUCUGUAUAGAGGCUGUAUAGAGGCUCUUGGAUACCCCAUAAGGGAAAAAGGAGCAGGUUUUUCUUAUAACAAAUCAUAUAUGCAUAUAUACACAUACGUUUCCCCAUUUGUCUUUCCUUUGCAUAUUCCUCCCUCUGCAUUCUCCCCUCUUCCCCCUUUUUUUUCUUUCUGUGGGGUCCUCUAUCUUGGCUAUUUUAUUAUUAUCAGUUUCGUUUCAUUGCACCUUUUUCUAUUGGUUUCCUCUGUGUGUGUGUGUGUUGGAUUGAAUUAUGCUAGUGUCAUUUCUAAUGGAUGGGGUAGGGUGGUUGAGUAUGUGGUCACAGCUGAGGAAAUGUGUCGUUCUUCUUCUCGUUUGCUUUCAGCCUUUCAUUGUUUGGGCAGGCACCCCCCUCUCGAAAAAGAGCAACGAUGAGACAGCCCUAAAAUGUCUGAAAUAGAUGACAGUACAAAGGGUUUAUUUUAUGCUUUAAAAUAAAUUUGGGGCAGUGGAAGAGCGAGAAACAAACAAAUGCCUCACUUCAUAAAAAGACCCAACUCAACUGCAGGAGGAGAAAAGGACGGCGGGUUGGAAGGAGAGAAGAAGGGUUGCAAGAUUUGGGUCUUUUUAGUUUGGGGGGGGGGAAAUGUGAGCAAAGGGGCACAUGAUAAUGAUGUAUGCAAGUGAGGAAAGUGAUUAGAGAGAAGUUUGCAUCCCUCUCUCAUAAUACAGUGGUACCUGGGGUUACAUACGCUUCAGGUUACAGACUCCACUAACCCAGAAAUAGUACCUCGGGUUAAGAACUUUGCUUCAGGAUGAGAACAGAAAUCGUGCAGCAGGGGCCCAGCGGCAGUGGGAGGCCCCAUUAGCUAAAGUGGUGCUUCAGGUUAAGAACAGUUUCAGGUUAAGAACGGACCUGCGGAACGAAUUAAGUUCUUAACCCGAGGUACCACUGUACUCAAACUUGGGGCCAUCCAAUGAAGUCAAAUAUUGGAAGUUCCAAGAGAGACCCCCAAAAUAAAAUAAAAAAUCAUCUUCACACAACACUUAUGGAAUCCACUCCCACAAGUUGUAUUGAUGGGCACCAACCUGAAUGACUUUCAGCUUCAGGUUUUACACAUUUAUAAAGGGUGGCAACGGGCUAUGAUGGCUGUGUUCCAUUUCUACCACCAGAGGCAGCAGGAGAGAGCUUUUACGUUCAGCUCCUCCUUUUGGGCUUCCCAUAGGCAUCUGGUCAGUCACUGUGAGAACAAGAUGCUGGACUAUCAUGGUUUUUUGGGCUCAGCCAGCAGGGCUCAUCUAGUUUACAUUUCCCCCUCUCUGGCUGGCUUUGGGAUUCUCUGUUCCUCUGAUAUUUGUCUCUGCAGCUUCCUCGUGUGCCCUGAAGGAAAGGGAAAGAAGAUGUACAAAACUCUGGCACUGAGCUACGUCGUCGCAGUCUACCUAGCAAGCAGUCGUAAGUUAUUAUUAUUACCAUACUUUUCUGUGUAUAACAUGCCCCUGUGUAUAAGGUGCCUUCUAUUUUGGGAGACUCCAAUUUAAGAAAAUGACCCAGAGUUGUGGAGCUUUGGGGGGGGGGAUGCAGUAAACCACUAACCCGAUACAGUGGUAAGUACUUAAUUCAUUCCAGAGGUCUGUUCUUAACCUGAAGCUGUUCUUAACCUGAAGCACCACUUUAGCUAAUGGGGCCUCCUGAUGCAGUGUAGAAAAAUACCUGUCUUUAAUGAUGUACAGCGGUACCUCGGGUUAAGAACUUAAUUCGUUCCGGAGGUCCGUUCUUAACCUGAAACUGUUCUUAACCUGAAGCACCACUUUAGCUAAUGGAGCCUCCCGCUACCGCCGGAGCACGAUUUCUGUUCUCAUCCUGAAGCAAAGUUCUUAACCCAAGGCACUAUUUCUGGGUUAGUGGAGUCUGUAACCUGAAGCAUAUGUAACCUGAAGCGUAUGUAACCCAAGGUACCACUGUAGUUGAAAUCGCUGACAAUCGCUCGCGUCUGCAACAAGCGCAAACAGCAGCAGGAAAUAGCAAGCACAAUUGCCACAGCUGCAGCCAAUCCACAGCAGCCCUUUGAAGAAGCAACCAUUCAAACACACACUUAACGCACCAUCAGCCAAUACAAAGCAAGCCUUGCCACAGCCACCAAUCACACACAAAAUCACCAAUGACAACCUGCAGCUCACAGCAGCAACCAAUCACCCGUCACCCCUACCCACUACCCGUGUAUAAGACACCCCCAGUUUUUAAACCUUAUUUUAUAGUAUAAAACCCUCAUCUUAUACACUGAAAAAUACAGUAGUCCAAAUGAGGCAUAGUUGCAACAAGGGCUGCAAUCCCAUGUGGACUUAUUUCAGAGUGAAUCCCAAAGAGUUCAGGGAGACUUUGUAAACACCCAGGCGACAGAGCUGGGAUUGUUUCUUGAAUAUCAUUACGUUAGGGUUGCCAUAUGUCCUCCUUUCCCAGACACGUCCUCUUUUUCAGGAUUAACAUUUCCGUCUGGGUGGAUUUUUUAAAUUUGGCAAAAUGUCCCAGGGUUUUUGGUUGGGUUGUUUUGUUUUGUUUACAGUAACCCAAGAAUGUUUUUCUAGUGCAUUAGACCAAGUUUAUCCAACUCAAUAGAUUGCAGCCAUUCAACAAAUGAUUUUCCCCCCUCCACAGAAGUACCUCGUGGUUAUUGGCCUCUCAUAUGUCUUACCUGUGCCGACGUACAGCCAGAUGGUAAAUGUGCAAAUAAAUCAGGCAGUUGUAUCACCAAAAAGAACGAGCUCUGCUACAACCGGAUGGUCAGCUGGAGUGAGUAAUAAAGGGAAGGGAUGGUGGGAAACGAUGUAUUUUCUUGGGAGAAAGGGGUAACCCAAGGGGCAGUGUUUGGGGUUGCUCUGAGGUUUUUGUGGGCACCAGAGGGCCAGCUCAAGGGUGACCUUGAGCCUACAGGCACUACACUGGUGACCUCUGAUCUAAAUCCAACAUCAUUCAUACUUGGGAUACUUAGGGCUAUAUCCAACUAACUUCUACUAAAAAGUAAACUUGCUGAAAUUUAAAAGCCCCUUCCUUUCAAUAGAUUUACUCUGAGUAUGGCUAGCAUUGGAUGCAAUCCUAUGGCUGCAAUCCUAAGACUGGAAGGUGGACAGAUGGACUGGAGGUGGUUGAACUGCCAGGCCAAUGUCCUGCAGGGCUUUAGCCCAGAGGAAUGGUUUGUUUGUUUUUUUUAAAAAAGGACACAAGCACAUGUAGAUUUCUUUUUAGAAAAAAAUAAAAAUUACAUUGCGUUUGUUAUUUCCUUUGAUGUUCACAGACCCUCCAAAUGUCCCUAUUUUCCAUGAACAGUCCCGGAUUUACAAAAACCAUCCUUGUUUCUGAUUUGAUCCCAGAAUGUCCCACUUUUCCUUAGGACAUCCCUAUUUUCAUUGGCGAAAUCUUGGAGGGUGUAGAGUUAUGCGAUCCCUGAAUCAAGGAGAUAAGUAACUAUACAACCUUUAGAAGACAUCUGCAGGCAGCCCUGAAUAGCUUUAUUAUGCUAUUGGAAGCCACCCAGAAUGGCUGGGGCAACCUAGUCAGAUGUGCAGGGUAUAAAUUAAAAAAGUUGUUGUUGUUGUUGAACAGGGCAUCCCUAUUUUUAUCAGAGAAAUCUUGGAGGUUGUGUGUUCAGGUCAGGGAGUGUUUGAGAUAUUUCCUGCAGAACUUUAUUGGCCCUUGAAGCUCAUUCUUUGCUCAUUCUUUCUCAACUCAUCAUCACAGAUUAUGAAGUUCUGUUCGUGGACAGGGGCUGCACUUCCAAAUGUAGACGACUACAAGAAAACUCAAACUAUAGGAACUUUACCUUCUGCUGUGGCAACACCCCUAAGUGCAACAAUGUGAACAUCUGGGAUGAUUCCAAGUACAGCUAAUAGAAGCUGGAGCAGUAACCUGCCCAUCUCUAAUUCAGCACUUCUGUAUAUAUGGAGAACGUGAACUCUUUGUCCAAUAAACUCAUCUUUGAGCAGAC
Podarcis lilfordi (Lilford's wall lizard) is the source of this 6203-nucleotide messenger RNA. Lineage: Eukaryota; Metazoa; Chordata; Lepidosauria; Squamata; Lacertidae. The record is from the annotation of a GenBank genome assembly.